AUGACCCCUCGUCGCUCUUCGCGAGCUCGCACCACUCAACCCUCUCCUGCCCUCCUCCAACAUACCAACUCCUCCAGCUCCUCCGUCUCCCUAACUCGCGAGAGGAGCACCCGCUCCAAUCAUAAAAAUCCUUCACCUCCAGACACAUCGGCCCAUCGCUCGCAAUCCAUCGACGAUGGCGAAAAUGGAGUGAGAACCGACCUCCCACACACGCGCCAGCGUCAGCGCGCCCGCGAUGACGAAGACGACCCUCCCCGGGAAGAAGACGAGGAGGAUAUAGACGACGAGGAGGAAGAGGAAAUCACCCGAUGUCUCUGUGGGCAGCAGGAAUACCCUGGACUGCCCCCCUCUCGUCGCGAAGCUCUCGGUCGCGCCAUCGUCAAGCCAGAAUCAGCCCAGCCAUCCACAGAGCCAUCCGAUGUACUCCCAGAUGAUAUUGGAAGUAUGUUCAUUCAAUGCGACUCCUGCAAGGUAUGGCAACAUGGUGGCUGUGUGGGCAUCAUGGAUGAAGAAACAAGUCCAGACGAAUAUUUCUGCGAAGAGUGCCGAAAGGAUUUGCACCGAAUUCGUGGAGAACCCAAUGGUCAGCGCUCGUCAACCUACCUUCCCGUCGCUCCAGCGUCCUCGCCCGCGCCAUCCUCCCGAGCCUCCUCGCGAGAUACAGCCCGACGCUCCAGAGACCCCAAGUCUCGAGCUAGUGAGGGCGCAUCCAACCCCAAGCGCCGAUCGACUAUGAAUAGUCGUGACGCUGCAUAUGAUGAAGAAGAACUAAUCCGAAGAGCCAUUGAAGAAAGCAAGGAAGACACGAAGAGCAUCCCAGAUGACACGGCCGCUCGGCGGGGUAAACGAAGUCGCAGUGAAAGUGAAACAAACAGACAAACCUCGAAACGCCCACGAACCACUUCUCCGUCGCCCACGGCUGUUUCAAAGCAAAGUCACCCGACUUCCCAGCCCCCCAGUGAUGAUGAAUCGAAAUCGAAGUCAGUCAAUGGAACGCGGAGGCGAGCUGCCUCGCGGGGACAACGCGACAAGGAGCUUGUCAAGGAAACCGUCGAGCCAGUGGAAGCCGAAGUCCUAGAAAACGGAGCGCGUCGGAAGGAGAAACCUAUCCGACGCAAAGGAGAGGAAUCUGAAGUUGAGCCUGUUUCACCAACAAAGCCAGCUCCCCCCGAGCCUGAGCCAGCUACCCAGGCAAGCCCGGACACUCCUACGCCCCAAGAACCAACGCCUGCCCGGCCAUCAACUCGCAAGUCCGGGCGUCCUCCAGCCCGACGAGGACGUGUUGGUCGCAACCAAUAUACAAAGGAUCGCGAUGUGAAUGGGAACGGCACAGAGUCUCCCCGACGCGCCCAAUCCCAUGAGAUGGGGAGUGACUCGCCCCGCGUCGGAUAUAUGGGAAUUAAUGGUACACACAUCAACGGCGGAGAGACCGGGCGGCCGAGCAAGCCUCGGCACAUGCACCCGCAGCGUACGACAAUGAACGAGAUGAAGCGCCGUGUAGCCGCCAUCCUUGAAUUCAUUUCACGAAUGCAGGUAGAGAUGGCUGUCGCCAGCGAGAACUCAUCCACGCCUACUGGCAAUGGAGACCGCGCGCAGGGCCUGCUUCUGAAAAGCAUGGUGGAUCAGAUCGACAACGCCAUGGCAUCUGCGGCCAGCGAUGGUGGCGAGUCGGCGGCGCCCACAACAGACGGUGAUGGCGACGCGCCUUCUGCAGAGAAGGACUUUAAGGAACUCAGCAGCGUGGAGAUGAUGGACGUGCUUACUCGGCAUCUGCUCAAGUGGCAGCAGGAGUACGGCAAGUUCGGCGAGCGGUAG
Molecule: messenger RNA, 1815 nt
Organism: Penicillium macrosclerotiorum
Lineage: Eukaryota; Fungi; Ascomycota; Eurotiomycetes; Eurotiales; Aspergillaceae
Exons: 4
Coding region: 1-1815 (604 amino acids)
Biological process (GO): negative regulation of rDNA heterochromatin formation; negative regulation of silent mating-type cassette heterochromatin formation
Cellular component (GO): Rpd3L-Expanded complex; Rpd3L complex
Source: RefSeq, a predicted model, not a curated record